Molecule: messenger RNA, 5538 nt
Organism: Schistosoma rodhaini
Lineage: Eukaryota; Metazoa; Platyhelminthes; Trematoda; Strigeidida; Schistosomatidae
Source: the annotation of a GenBank genome assembly
CGUAUCCACCAACCCAGUUAAAGCACUGGACAUUCGCUUUUCGUCCUCUCGACUUCAUAAACAACACCGCUGCCACGAGAAGGUAGUAAGUAGGACUUUCCCGUCAGUGACUGUAUACGCAUGGCCAUGUGAGAGCAUUUGAAGAGGGAGGGAUAACUCCACCUUCGGUCGUACCAUGGUAUUCGGGGGCACGUAGGGACGAUAAAGGGGCGGAUUUGCAUGCAUGCAGUAUGCAAUUUUCUUUGAACCUAGCACACAACAAUACUGUCAUGUACUGUCCUACCGUCCUUGGCAUAUCAGGCUACCCGAAAGUCACGAAAACACCAUAAGGGCGUACGGCAGGCUAGGUACUAUAAUAUAAACUUUGAAAGUCUUCAUUGUCGAAUAACUAACCAUUGUAUUUUCGCAUUGAACUUAAGGUUAAGACUUUGCAAUUAACCUCAGGACAAUUACACCACUAGCUUACGCUCAGUUUGAUCUCUACUAGCUUUCACUUCAAAUUAAACUUGAAAAGUCAUCAGGCUGUAUCGUUAUUCUUUUCUUAGACCUAUAAACCGCUUGAGUUUGUUCGCAUUUAUCAGUACAGAAUGUGUGUUAAUAGUGCGGUCUAAUUUCAGUGGUCGAGAGUUGUACUCCAUAUAAUGUUUUACGUUGCUGGAAUGAAAGUGAAAUAAGUGAAUAAAUGCAAUUAUUGAGUUUCCCUGUUUUGUGUAAGCAAACAGGUAAGCUAUCUACAGUGGCUACGAUCUUAACAGAUGUGACUGAUUUCUGAGUAAGUUCUGUCCUUGGAUCUUCCUAUAUUGCAGUCUGCUGUAUUUCUAACACAAGGGUGUUUAGUUUACUUGUGUUUUGCAUCUUAGCCCCCGUUGUGCAUAUACAAAUGGGUAAAAUUAGUUUCAACGCAACAAUGAGGUGGCACUGACAUUGCGUAACUAAUGUUUACUUGUACCUCAAGUGAUUAGGUCAUAUCACUGCAAACAUGUUUUCCUAACAACUGAGUCGCGCUUGAUAAAAAAAUCACUUAGAGUUCCAUUUAUGCUAUACUGCCGGUAAAUUCUUUUUUUAUUGUCCUUGUAAACGCACUCAAUAGAAAUUAUUCGAAGUGUUAGGGAUCAUUCAACAAAUAUAAAGUCAACUUAUUGACAUUUGUUUUCAAUAGAUUGACGUCGAGGGAUCUGUCUCUCUUGAGUCUUCAAAAAAGUAAGAUAAACUCUCAGACACCACUUAUUCUGUUUCGUUCUUUACAACAUGAUGUUUGGUACCUAGUUUCGUCCUUCGGCACUAAAUUUUGCUUCAGGACUGAUCUAUAUCGUUGCUUUAUUGUACAAUGGGGAUCACAGCAGUUGUGUGGUUGGCUUCAGUUUUUUUUAGGUGCCCCAUUAAUCCAAGUGAAUGGAUGGCUAUUUAAAUGUCUACAAGAGUCCAAAAAUCUUAUUUGUAUUUUGGAAUUUUCUUUACCUAUGGCUUAGAUAAGACAUGCAUCUAAUUUUCAAAAAGCAGGCAGAUUAAAACAGUUAGUUGUUUGUUGUACACGGCUGAAAAUAAGGAAAGUGCAUAAAUUCCGAGUACUUAAUCACAAUUGUUUGUCAGGCAUUUCCGAGAUAUGGUAAGACCAAUAGACUCUGUACUGGCUGGUAUAUUAUUAAGAUGAGAAAGAAUCAGUGUUCAAACUAAAACUUGAAGUUACUGGUUAUUAGCUCGCGGCAUGUAUUAGGGUGGGAGUUUGUUUCUUGUGGUUCUCGAAAAGUUCGUGAUCUAACUUCGGCGAUCUUAGAUGGUGUGUUUCAAAGUUUGCGGCGGACUUAUGUACUCUUAUUUUUUUGUUUUCUAGCCCCUGAGAUUUUCAGUUAUCUACCCCUCCAGAUGUCAACUACUGUUGAUAUAACUUUGGACUUUUUAUUUGUAAUUGACACCGUGAUUCGAGGCUUAGUAACUUAAAUAUGAACACGUUUAUAUCAGCUGCCACGUUUCUGACUGUUUACAUCCCAUUACAUGAAGAUUUUAAAGAUCGAAUCGGUCGAUUAGUUGACCGUGUGGGGAUACAGGAGUUUUCAUAGUCGUCAGGCUAACAUACUAGUUUGUAUUUUUUUGAGAGGUAACGUAACUGCUGUGUCUCAUAUUUUCCAUCUUUUGAUACCCUUCGUAAAUUCUUUAGUACUCCUUUGCUUUUAACCUUAUUCUACUCAGUCUUAGGCGUCAAAUUUUUCAUGAAACCGCUACAACUGUCCAAUGAAAAUUUAUCUGAAUUUGUGCAGUCAAAUACGUUGGAGUCUGAUUCAGGAGAUUGUUUUGGUGUAAAUGUUUACGAGUUCCAAGAAGGAGAAGAUCUUUAUGGUCCUCGUGCACGUGGUUAUCAGAAACCUAAACAUAUGUGGAUGGCCAAAGAUCAAGCCCUAACGAAUAUUAAGUCAAACAGUCCAACUCCGGCGACAACAACUCUAGAUUUUGGUGGUGAUUGUUGCACUCAGAAUGGUCUCACUUCUGUUCCUCCUGGUAAUUUGAGAUGUCCAUCACCAAAUAAUAUGACGUACAACAUGGGUUCCCCAUCGACAUCUGGCAGUAUCCAGGGGCUCUCAACAGCCCUAUCGUCUUGUACCACAAGCAAUAGUUUAUGUAGCCAUACCUCUCCAGCUAUUGGUUUAAAUAUGGCUGAAGUCACUAGCACAUUUGAAAGCUCUACUUUCACUGAAGUAAAAAAUGAAAAAGGCACAAUGCUCACUUGUGAAAUAAACUCCGUGGUUAAAAAAUCUAAAUCCAGUGUCAAACUGACUACCAAAAAGCGAACUACGGGAAAAUAUUCCCUUAAAAAAUUUGAAUCUAGCAGUGAUACUAAUUCAUCUGUACCUGAUACCAGUAAAGUUCAAUCGUCAAAUAAUAAACAGUCUUAUUCUCGCAAGCAUCGACAACCUCGUUCUCGCACCAAUCGGAAGUCUAAACGAAGUCCUGUGAGUGAAUCAUCGUUGAAUUCGUUUUAUCCAGCCCAAACUCCUAAUUUGUCAACAGGUAACCAUCUAUCUUUAUCACCCAGUUUGACUAUGGCGGAACAGAUAAGCCAAGAGUCUCCUGUCCAAACACCUAUGUAUUCCAAAGGUUUGACUUCAUCGGCUUUCGUUUCUGGCGGACUGAAAAUUCGGCUUCGCCGGGACGCAGCUAUGGAUUUCAACAUUGGGAAAGGUAAACGAGCUAAAAGUAAAACGGCUCCUGCAACAUUUCGUAUUGUAGAGUCAUGGUGUGAUGCAGAUGCUCCAGGAGGAGAUUUUACCAGAAGGGCCAGAGCAGCUACUAGUAAUUCUACUUCCCCUACAUUUAGUCUGGUCUCGGGGGGAUUACGUGUUGGUGAUAUAGUGUGGGCUAAACUUGCUGGCUAUCCGUAUUGGCCAUCCCAGGUUAACGCUAUCUGGGCCCGCACUGCCCAUCAGCUUUCUCAAGCUACUCUACUUCCAACUUCACAGUCAUUGGACAGCAAUGCGUCAUCUUUGGCUGUUCUUGCGACUCCUUCAGAUCCAAGUUUAGCGGCUGGAUAUACUGCUCGCGUUGACUGGCUUGCUUGGGAUCAGUGUUCUUAUUUAAGCUGUGCUAAGUUGUACCCCUUUAAAGAGUCUUUUGAUAAACUUUAUAAUCCACGUACCCGGGUAAAAGGAUACGCAGAAGCUGUGCGCCUUGCGAAGCAAAUUGUGAAUGGGACCUAUAUUCCCAAUGAAAAUUUGGAUUCUCAGUUGUGUAUGUCUCCACAAAAUAAAUCCCACUCAUCAUUGUCUGGUCAGAUUUCGGCGCCACCUAGUACUGAUAGCCAGUGGUCAUCUAUGACAACCCUUUCAUCCUCCCUAGAAAUUCCGACUACAGGUACUAGUAAUCAAACUUCUCGUGAAUUAAUGGACAAACAUACCAUACUAUUGCCAUCUGAACUACCACCAGAUUCCUAUGUAUCAUCACAAUUAAGUUCAUCUCCCCAUUCAGUCACGAACCUCUAUUCUGGUGAGGGAUUAGUGAGAACUUCAGACGCAUUUUCAUCUACAUCUAAUAACUCAUGCCUUCUAAUUGGUGAUAAAAGCCUGGAAUUGCCUGAAUUGGACAAUAUGGCGAUGUGGGCUCCUCUUCCCCAAUUAGAUGUUUCAGGUCUUGGUGUUUUCCAUGUUCCGACCUUUUCAGAAGAUGAAGAAGAAUUGGAUCAGUCCAUUGUGAAUCAGCUGCACUUAGAUUUCGGUUCAUGUCUGCAAUAAUGAUACAAUAGCUAUAAUCGUGAUAUUAACAAAAAAGGUAAUGCUUUUUUUUUAUCUCCAAUCUUUCAAAACAAAGUGUAUCAUUUUUUUGUUUAUUCUUGUUUUGUUUUUUUUCUUUCAAUAUCUCUCCUUAAUUGUGAUAGAUGUACACUCUAAUCUAUGAACAUGUUCUGGUGCCUAUUUUAUGAUAUUACCCCCACUCCUUGAGUUUGUUUUUGUCAUCCUCCAUUACAUUUACUAAACUCCUAUUGACCGAAUAUCAUUGUUGAUUUUACAAAUUGUUGACUUGUAGUUCAUGCCCAGUUUGCAGCAGUCAAAUUUUGGAUAUGUGUAUAUUAAAUAAGAACCAUUGAUGCGUUACUGUUGUUAUUGUCACUUUCUAUGGAAGCUGCAAAUCAUGUAUCUCACAGAUCAUCUUUAUAAAACUCAUAUAUAUAUAUAUAUAUAUAUAUAUAUAUAUAUAUAUAUAUAUAUUCAGGUAUUUAUAUAAUGUAGUAAUUAUGUAUGAAGAAAUUCAAUUUUUAACUUCUAAUCGCAAACCCUUUUAUGCAUAUAAACAAAGUAUAUUUGCAUGUGUUGUUUCUAUUUUUUUUUCUUUUUUUUUCGUUACAUUUUUGUACACAUGCUCCAGCUUGUUGUUAUUACUUCUUCUUCUUUUCUUUCUUUCUUUUUAAAUACCUAUUCGUAUCCAUCCAUAUAUAAGAGUAACCUUUAUAAUCUGAAUUGUUUGUUCAGUAAAGUGUAUUUGUUGUUACUAUGCCCAGUCAUCAUCUUUUUUUAUGGGAUUGGAAAAGUAAUCUCAGCUUUGUCUUCUUUUUAAAAAAAAAUUUAUUUAUGGGAUUUUGCUAUUUAGACAUAACUAGUGUUGCCCCCCCCUUAUCUUUUUAAAGAAAACAACAACAACAAAAAGACAAACAAACGAUGCUCAUUUCUUGUAUAAAUAUAUUAUUAUUUCCAAAGUUUACAAAAAAAGUAAAAACUUUCCUUUCUCUUUAUCCUUAUACAGUGAUCCUACUUUUUUUUUCAUAUUUGAGAUCAUGAAUGAAAAAUAAUUCGUCUUUGUAAUAGUUUUUUUCUUCUUUUUCUUUUUAAAAUGCUCACUUGUUUACUGGUCUCAAAUGAUAGUAAUUCACAAAGUAUAAAUCAGCUUAGUGAAUUUUCAUGUUAGUUGUUUGAUUAAUUUAUCCCAUAAUGUAUAUUUGCUCAUCAUUUCUGAAGUAACCAAUUUUUUUUUCCUUUUAGAUAUAGGGAAUCUUACGUAAAAUUGUGUUUCAUUUUAAUCAGUCAGAUACAAUGUAGGACCAGGCACAUAUAUGCA